This is a messenger RNA of Salmo salar (Atlantic salmon), 504 nucleotides long. The record is from RefSeq and is a predicted model, not a curated record. Lineage: Eukaryota; Metazoa; Chordata; Actinopteri; Salmoniformes; Salmonidae.
AUGACAUCAGUUUGUCUAUCCCUUUCUCAAGCCCCCGGCCUGGUGACUAAUCUGACAGCAUUUGCUCAGAACCACACGUUCGUAGUGGUCACGUGGUUCCUGCCGCUCCGCAUCAACGGUCUGAUCAACAAGUUUGCGGUCAAAGCCAAACACGCUCGUACCGGUCAGACCGUCCGCAUGCUGGAGCUGGAUGCUGAGGAAAUCAUGACCGUAGCGCUACCACACUGCAACGAUGCAGUAGAAAUCUUGUCUCGUGGGACCGCAAGUCCAUCAGAGGUGACAGCGUCCUCUCCUCCUGUCACCCUGUCAGCCGUCCCACCUGCCACCACAUGGGCUGUACCAAUAUCCGUAGGGGUGGACCAGCUGCGUCCCUACACAGCAUACGUCUUCGAAGUGUCCGCUUUCACCUCUGACGGAGAGGGACAGGUAGCCUCCACCAUGGUCCGCAUGCCUGAGUCAGCCCCAGAGGGACCCACCCCUACAACCUGUCGGUAUGGAAUGUGA